Molecule: messenger RNA, 813 nt
Organism: Penicillium mononematosum
Lineage: Eukaryota; Fungi; Ascomycota; Eurotiomycetes; Eurotiales; Aspergillaceae
Product: A4/G1 family peptidase
Exons: 1
Coding region: 1-813 (270 amino acids)
Biological process (GO): proteolysis
Molecular function (GO): glutamic-type endopeptidase activity
Source: RefSeq, a predicted model, not a curated record
AUGAAGUUCACAUCCACCACGAUCCUAGCCACCGCUAUACUAGCAGGCACAUCUUUCGCUGCCCCUCGCAGCGGCCUGAUUGACCGACUGCAGUCCCGUGGCACUCUGUCACGUCAGUCACUACCCGCCGAGAAGAAGGGCGUUCUGCUCAAAGAAGCAGCCGCGGGAGCCAAUGUUCAAUACAGCAAAAACUGGGCUGGGGUGGUACGCGAGCAGCCACCCGCCAGCGGUACCUACAGCGCUGUGUCUGCAACGUUCACUGUCCCCGAGCCAACGGCCACCAACGACUCCGGGGAGAUGCAGGCCGUGUCCGCCUGGGUCGGUAUUGAUGGUGACACUUACACCAAGGCCAUUCUGCAAACUGGCAUCGAUACCUAUAUCCAGGAUGGCAAGAAGACAUUUGAUGCCUGGUACGAGUGGUAUCCAUUGAGUGCGGAGAACUUUGACCUUGCAUUGUCGGCGGGCGACGUUAUCGUCGCGAAGGUCGAGACAUAUUCGCCCAGCAAGGGUGCUGCCAUCAUCGAGAAUAAGUCCAGCGGCCAGACUGUUACCAAGACUCUGUCUGCACCCUCGGCCGACGCCACCCUUGCUGGCCAAAACGCCGAAUGGAUAGUUGAGGACUUCAACACCGGUAACAGCAUGGUUCCCUUGGUCAACUUCAACAGAGUAGACUUUACCGGUGCGCAGGCCGAGGCCGGUGGUGCGAAACAUGGUGUCAACAAUGCUGCCGUUCUGGAUAUCCAGCAGAAUGGUGAUGUGAAGGCUCAUGUGGAAAUCCAGAGUGACACCGAGUUCUUUGUUACCUACCAGUAA